Molecule: messenger RNA, 1070 nt
Organism: Cucurbita maxima (winter squash)
Lineage: Eukaryota; Viridiplantae; Streptophyta; Magnoliopsida; Cucurbitales; Cucurbitaceae
Product: transcription factor MYB24-like
Exons: 3
Coding region: 103-891 (262 amino acids)
Biological process (GO): regulation of DNA-templated transcription
Cellular component (GO): nucleus
Molecular function (GO): sequence-specific DNA binding; DNA-binding transcription factor activity
Source: RefSeq, a predicted model, not a curated record
CCAUGAGUGAGUAUAUAAAUAUGCAGCAGAUAUUAACUCAAUAUGCCAUAGAAAUCUGGAAGAGAGAGAGACAGAGAGAGAGCAAAAGUAAGGUUUUAGAAGAUGAUGAUGAUGAUGGGUGAGCAUUUUGGUUGGGGCAAAGUGGAGGAAGAAGGAUGGAGGAAAGGGCCUUGGACUGCGGAAGAAGACAGGUUGCUGAUUGAGUAUGUGAGAGUUCAUGGUGAAGGAAGAUGGAACUCUGUGGCUCAACUUGCAGGAUUGAAAAGGAAUGGGAAGAGUUGUAGGUUGAGAUGGGUAAACUACCUGAGGCCAGACCUAAAGAGAGGGCAGAUAACUCCACAUGAAGAAAGCAUAAUUCUAGAGCUUCAUGCUAGAUGGGGGAACAGGUGGUCUACCAUUGCUAGAAGCUUGCCUGGAAGAACUGAUAAUGAAAUAAAGAACUAUUGGAGGACCCAUUUCAAGAAAAAGGUAAAGGUAACUUCUAUCUGCAACGAAAGGCCCAACCCUCGAUUUUUAAGAAAGCAUCAAUAUCAACAGCAGCAGCAACAACAAUAUUGGGAGAUCCUACGACGACAACAACAACAUCGAGAACUCCUAAGACAGCAACAACUGAACCAACAACCUAAUAUGAAAACUGAACUAAGCAGCUCUAAGCCUCAAAUAAGCCAAGAAUCUUGUACUCCCAUGAUCAGUAACUACAAUACCCAAAUAACUGAUCAUCAUGAUCACCCAGGAAGCCUCUUGCUGUCAGUGCCUGAGGCAAUUUCCAUAGAGGACCAACAAUUAUGGGACGGAUUCCUGUGGAAUUUUGAGGAUUUUCAAGGCAAUCUCACACCAAAUUCUGCAUUUGGAAAAGCUAAUAUGCACGAUCUAGUCACACCCUUUUGUUGAAUUUUUUUGGUAGAGAUUAAUGAUUUAACUUCAUCAAGUUUUCAUCGUAAAAGUGCUGGAGAGUAAUCCAAAUCUUAGCUAAAAAUUUUAUUUUGUGAACUUUUGUAUGCAAAUACAAGACAGGCUUAGUUAUGAAUCUUAUCAUGUAUGCUUCUGGGUAAUAAAAAGGGGAAUUUUAU